Molecule: messenger RNA, 1458 nt
Organism: Plectropomus leopardus (leopard coralgrouper)
Lineage: Eukaryota; Metazoa; Chordata; Actinopteri; Perciformes; Serranidae
Source: RefSeq, a predicted model, not a curated record
CAGACUGUGGCUGAUGUGACUUUACCUGCGUCUGGAAAGGUGCUUUAUUCGAGCCAGAGGAACAGACGACAGACUAAAAGAAAGAAUUUGAGUCACAAACUCUCCUUUUAUAUGUGGGAGUUAACCACCAAGAUCUGGAUCUUAAACAUCUAAAAAACUCAAGACGAAGACUUUGCUGGUGGAUUAUUGUUGAAGAAAUAAACACAAAAAUGGAAAAUGCAUUUGGUUUUGAGGGCAGCUCCGUAUCCUGCGGAAUAUCUCCUGCUUCAACUGACCUUAAAGACGAACUCAUAACAAGUUUGACAUCUUUCCUUCGCGUCUACAGUCAACGUAGAGAUCUUCUCCGAAGAUCCUCGGAGAGCUUCAGCCUGACGGCGGCUCGACUUCAUGAAAUGCACGAGGACAUUUCUGAGAAUAAGACAUUCCACGGUCUGUUCAGCGUGUUCGGAGGACUUCUCGGUGCAGCUUGUGGCAGUGUUACUGGAGGAAUCGGGGGUGCAUUGGGGGCUGUUAGCGCUGCAACUUGCGCCAGAUUUUGCGGAGACAUUAGCGCAGUCGACGCAACUGUUGGCUUUGUCGGCAGCACGUUUGGUGGAGCAGUUGGAGGGACGUUCACUGGCACUGUUGGCGGUGCCAUCUGCGCAGGCCGUCCAGUUCACAAAGCUGUAAGCGAUAUUGUUUUGUUCGCCAUUGGGUGUGCAACCGGUGGUGCCAUCGGUGGUGUUUUUGGCGGGACUGUCGGCACAGCUGGUGGCGCGAUUGGCGGUGCUUUUGGUGGGUUGUAUGCCACAAGGUUUGCAGUUUAUUUAGUUGGUCAUUUUUGUGAAAAAGUAGAAUUGGAAGAACAGAAGAUAAAGGCAGUGAAGACGAGCAUGAUGCGGCAAAGUGGAGAUUUUAGUGAAAACAUCAAACCAUUGAUGGACGAGCUGAAAACAGUGAAAACCAUGAGCGACCAAAUGGCCUCCAGGGAAGUCGUGCACAGUGUGGGAACACAAACGGUCAAGACUCUGAUUUCUGUGACCACGAUGCAGAAAAUGAUCAGUGAUUGUCAGAGGACGACGGAUCUGCCACAGAUUGUUUCCAGUUUUGGAGAAGUAUCAAAACAAAGCCAGAAAGUCACAAAGGAACUGGAGCAAACGAGAGCAGAAGUGGACAAACUCCUGGUUUUACUAAAGAAAUACUGAGGCUGGUUUUUGAGCAAAAACUAGACAAAAAACAAAAUCUGUUGAACUUAACAUAACAUAAUAUGACAACGCAGACCUACGGGGCACUGAUUGUAAAGCUUUGCACUCCAAAAGCCAAAGCAAUAUUUCUCCACACGUAACUCUUAAAAAAAUCAAGAAGAGAUUUAAAUUUGUCCGAAUCAACUUUUAAUCACAAUAAGAGCAAUUUUUGCGCAUUGUCAGGUUAAUUCUUUCUUGAAAAAUGUUUUUAAGAUAAUGUUACUGUCAAAUUAAA